AAAUUUGCAUUUGAUUUAACACGGUGACGUAAUUAAACGGCAAUGUUCUCAACCAUAGAGUAAAUUUAUAUCUAGAGUAUUUUUUCCAGAUAUAAAACAAUAUAUUUUCCAGAAAUAAAUCACGAGGAGAAGCGGGAAAAAAAUGGUUUCUAAUAAUGACCGUUAAAAUUUAAAGUUCACCUCAGCUGAUGCUACUUCAAAAAAGUGGGGGAAUUGUUUCCAUGUGUUUUUAUUAUAUUUGUUUUGAAAUCUAAAAUGUUAGAGAGAGAAAGCAUAUAUUAUUUACGCACUCGUAAAGUUAAACGAAUGCUUUGGCCAGUUGAUCAUGAAAGAAUUCUUUCAGAUUUGAAGAACGAAGAGAUUAGAAUUAAAAAAGAGUUUACUGAAAAGUACAACUUUGACUUUGAUACUGAAAAACCAAUGCAUGGUAAAUAUAAUUGGAUAUCCAUAAGUUCAGAAACGUAUAAUGAGAAUUCUAAUUUUAAGGAAGACCCCCCUUGUUGUUCUAACGUCGAAAAAAACGAUAAAUUAAGAAAUACAUCCAAAAAAAGAAAAGAUAAAUCUAAGAACAGCAUGACAGUUCCCAAGAAAAAGAGAAUAUCUCCGUCAAGUAUGACGUUACGUAGAGGUAUAAGAAAAAGACAAGCAAGGACAUGAACAUAAAAAAGAUAUUAUUUUUCAAUAUUUAACAACAAAAAGGUUAAAACAGAUAUAUAUAUAUAUAUUUUUAAACAACUUUUUGUUAUGUUUUGUUAUAUAUUUGUUUUUCAAUUUUUAUCUUUAAUUUUUUUCCUCUACUAGUAGAGUUCUCAUUUUGUAUAAACCUUAUUUUAUUUUCAAUUUUUUUCCUUUAAAGUAAUAUGGAUUACAGGUAAAAAGAUUACUAAGGCUCUAUAUAUACAAACUCCUUUUUUUGGAUAUUUUUAAAACCAAACCCCCAUUUUUUGAUAUUUUUAAAACACUUUUUAUCACACACUUGAACUUUUUUUUUCUUGAUUUUUUUAAAAAUUAUUUUUCUUCUUUUGCAAGUUAUUGUAAAUUUUGUGCAUAGCAAUGUAAAUAUGUUGAAAGAUAUCUUAUUAUAUUGUAAAAAGAAAGGUCUGAUUACACUUCAAAGUAUUUCUGACUAAAAAGAAUAUUUUUGGAUUUUGGUUAUGGAAAUUUGGUUGUUGGUGAUUUUCUAAUUUUUAUAUCAAAUUAGUUUUUUAUUAUCUUUUUUCUUUUUACAUGUUUUUGUUUUAAAUGUUCUAUUUUUCUACUAUAAAUAGUUUUACACAAAUUUUAAAAAAUAGUUCUUAAAAAUAUACUUAACUAUAUGCGAAUUUCUUUUAUAUAUUUUAUUAAUGCAUAGUUUUUCAAGAAAAAUAAGCGAAUUGCGUCGAGAUUUCAAAUUUUCUUGUGAGUUGAAAACAGUGGAGAAAUAAACAUGUAAACACCCAUGUAAAAUUAAAUUUGAUAAAGAAAAGUAUUUUGAAACACUAAA
Molecule: messenger RNA, 1483 nt
Organism: Hydra vulgaris (swiftwater hydra)
Lineage: Eukaryota; Metazoa; Cnidaria; Hydrozoa; Anthoathecata; Hydridae
Product: cyclin-dependent kinase inhibitor 1B
Biological process (GO): regulation of cell cycle
Cellular component (GO): nucleus
Molecular function (GO): cyclin-dependent protein serine/threonine kinase inhibitor activity
Source: RefSeq, a predicted model, not a curated record